AGUGUUAUGCUUGCGUACAAUGAACAGGCUGUUUCUUCCGUCGUAGCCUUUGUCUCUCUCCCCCUCCUUCCCUGUUUCACAUAUUUGCAAGCCUUCUCGUGUGCGCCCGACGCCGACGCCGACGCCGACGCCGACGCGGACCGCGUACCUCUCUCUUUCUUUUACCGAAACUUAGUUAAGGGACAAACACAAACAUUAACACACGCACACGAAAACGUUCUUAAUUCUUACUGCAUUUCUCUCCUUUCCCCUUUUUCUUUCUUUUCUGCUGCUGCACCCCAACGAAGCCUGCCGUUGCCACGCUGCGCUUCUCCUCUCUGCGGCCACCACCACAGCAACGAACGACAGAAAUACAUAAAUACCAACAAAAACAGUUAUCGCUUUCACACACACACACACACAUACAUACACCUUUCACGAUGAGUCUCACACCUGUUGAGCGGGCGGCCCACUACGCCACGCGCAGCUCGCGCUUCGCCAAGGCAGGGCCAAAGCACCUCGCUUACUUCAAAAGUGUGUUGGACCAACCAUGCAGCGUCACGCAGCGCAAAGGCAAGAUGCUGACCGAGAAGGCAGCCACGGCGCCGUAUAACAUUGACUGGAUGAGCCAAAUCCAAGGCGACACCCCCGCGGUGCUGCUGCCGACGUGCACGAAGCAGGUGAGUGCGAUUCUGCGCUACUGCCAGGAGGAGAAGUUGGCGGUGGUGCCGCAGGGCGGCAACACCGGUCUCGUGUACGGCGCCGAACCCGUCUUUGACGAACUCGUGCUCAGCACGCAACUGAUGAGUGCUCCACCCGUCGUGUCAAAGGACACGAUGUCGGUGGAGGCGGAGGCGGGUGUGAUUCUGCAGCAGUGUCAGGAGGCCUGUGCGAAGGCUGGGAUGCUGUUCCCGCUCACCAUGGGCUCGAAGGGCAGUGCGAUGAUCGGCGGCACCGUCAGCACCAACGCCGGCGGCAUCCACUUCGCCCGCUACGGCUCGAUGCACGCGAACGUGCUGGGACUGGAGGUAGUAACGGCGAAGGGUGAUGUCUUGAACAUGAUGUCCACCCUCCGCAAAGAUAACGCGGGCUACGACUUAAAGCACCUGUUUAUUGGCAGCGAGGGCACACUCGGCGUAGUGACCCGUUCUGCGAUCCGCCUUUACCAGCAACCCCGCUCGAAGCAAACGGCGAUGUUCCGCCUCAGCAACUUCGAGUCCGUCUUAGCGCUGUAUCACCUGGCGCAGGAGCACUUGGCGGAAUGCUUGUCCGCCUUUGAGGUGAUGGACGGGGAGUCCCUCACGACGAGCCCGGCGAAUCAGGUCCCUUACAAACGCACCGACAAGAAUGACGCAUUCCGUGCCGGCAGUGACUUCACGGCGGCGUACUUCUGCGUGCUGGUGGAGACAAACGGCAGCAGCGAGACACAUGACUUCGAGAAGCUGUCGGAGUUUGUGGAGUCAGCGCAGACUCGCCUCGGCGACCAGCUGAGCGGUGGGGGCGCGUACGAGCCGAUUCUCUCGCAGUCCGCCGCGCAAACGGCUCAGCUGUGGGAGCUGCGCGAAGGCGUGCCGGUGCACCUGGCCAGCAGCGGACGCAUCUACAAGUAUGACGUGUCCUUCCCGAUUGACAAGUUCUACUGCAUCGUCGAGCACACACGCGAGAUUGUAUACAAGAAGCACAAGGUGAACCCGGCAGAGGUGCUUGUGGUCGGCUACGGCCACUUCGGCGACGGCAACGUGCACUUGAAUGUAAUCGACCUGACCCGCUCGCACGCGGCGGAGUUGGACGCAGCGCUCUACCCGGGCGUGUACGAGUUCUGCGCUGCGCACGGCGGCAGCAUUUCUGCCGAGCACGGUGUGGGGAUGCAGAAGCGUGACUACGUGCACCUCUCUCGCACGCCCGAGACGAUACGGCUGAUGCAGGAUGUGAAGCGCAUGAUGGACCCGAACGGCAUUCUCAACCCGUACAAGGUGCUGCCGCUGGACACGUAG
Molecule: messenger RNA, 1973 nt
Organism: Leptomonas pyrrhocoris
Lineage: Eukaryota; Euglenozoa; Kinetoplastea; Trypanosomatida; Trypanosomatidae
Product: actin interacting protein-like protein
Exons: 1
Coding region: 420-1973 (517 amino acids)
Cellular component (GO): mitochondrion
Molecular function (GO): FAD binding; catalytic activity
Source: RefSeq, a predicted model, not a curated record